Messenger RNA from Trichobilharzia regenti, 2648 nucleotides. Lineage: Eukaryota; Metazoa; Platyhelminthes; Trematoda; Strigeidida; Schistosomatidae. The record is from the annotation of a GenBank genome assembly.
AUGGUUGUUAUGCUUAGUUCAUGCGUAAAGUUAUUAUUGGCAGCAAUAUGUCUACAAAUCAUCCUGUGUGAAUGCCAUACUCCUAUUAACAAUGCAGCUAAUAUUACAGAACAGUUGAAUGCCUCUUCAACUGUGAAACAGAUUGUCAAUCCUGUAAAAUCACUUUCACUUCACUUUUGUCCAUCAGCUAGAAAGAGAAAUGGUAUUGAUCCUAAUUCAACUGUACCAUUAGACAAAAGAGGUGUGAUUAGCCAUCACAUACCAAUUCAACAUUUAAUUCCAUUACAUCAUGAAUUGAAGUCUAUAUCAGUGAAUUUCGAUGCCAAAUGUCUUCCUAAACCUAUUCCAGAUGGUAAAGGAAUCAAUAUAUCCAAAGCACCUGAACAGCUGAAUGUUAGUGAUGUGACCAGCGAAAUACCAGACAAUAUUUCAAGUAUUUCGGCUAUAAGACACGAAGAACCUGAAUUACAACAAGCAGGAUCAAUGUGUAACAGACCAGUGAUAUUGGUACCAGUGAAAUGUUGUCGUAUGCAUGCUAGACCGAUACAAAGAAACAAGAAAAUAUAUAUCAGAAGAAGCGGAGUUGUUGGCAAAAAGAUAAUAUGCCUGGGAGGGGGUCGGAAAGUUGUGAAAGGUGGCGUGAGGAUUAGUGGUGGUAAGAAGGUUGUGAGAGGCGUAGUGGUACGUCGAGUUGGAGGGAAACGAGUUCGACUUGUCAGAGUGAGUGGAGGUGGGAAAAUUGUGAAACGUGGCGUAAGAACUGGUGGUAAGAAGAUUGUGAAGCGCGUAGUGAUACGUGGAGCAGGAGGGAAACGAGUUCGAGUCGUCAGAGUGAGUGGAGGUGGGAAAAUUGUGAAACGUGGCGUAAGAACUGGUGGUAAGAAGAUUGUGAAGCGCGUAGUGAUACGUGGAGCAGGAGGGAAACGAGUUCGAGUCGUUAGAGUGGGAGGGGGUCGGAAAGUUGUGAAAGGUGGCGUGAGGAUUAGUGGUGGUAAGAAGGUCGUGAGAGGCGUAGUGGUACGUCGAGUUGGAGGGAAACGAGUUCGACUUGUCAGAGUGAGUGGAGGUGAGAAAGUUGUGAAACGUGGCGUAAGAACUGGUGGUAAGAAGAUUGUGAAGCGAGUAGUGAUACGUGGAGCAGGAGGGAAACGAGUUCGAGUCGUCAAAGGCGAAGGACGUCGAAGAACAGUGAAACGUGGUAAAAAGAUUGUGAGGCGUGUAGUGAUACGUGGAGCAGGAGGCAAGCGAGUUCGAGUAGUCAGAGGAGAAGGACGUCGAAAAACAGUGAAACGUGGUAAAAAGAUUGUGAGGCGUGUAGUGAUACGUGGAGCAGGAGGGAAACGAGUGCGAUACGACAAGAAUGGCAAAAGAAUUGUUGUGAGAGUUAAACGUGUCCGAAAGAAAGUAAUAGACAGACCAGAUGGAUUGAGAAAGAUGAGACGUAGACUUCGACGAAUAAGAAGGCGACAGAUAAUAAGAAUUAAAACUAUACACGUUCGUGACAAAGAUGGCAGAGUAGUAACUAAAACCGUAAGGAGAAAGAAACGAACACCGUCUGAAGAUUUUAUUCCUCUUGAAAAGAUAAAGCGUUAUAUUCAUAAAAAUGCAUCUGAUGGUAUUCAGCAUAUUCGAAUUUUAAUUAAAAGAAGAAAGCGUAUUCGUAAACGAACUGCCUUACAGAAGAUCAGACGACGUUUACGUAGACGAAGAAGACGAAUUAUACUUUUACCUAUACAACCCAAGUCAACGUCAGACAGUGGAGAGCCGUCCACCACCACACCCGAAGAUGACGAUCUUUACAUCUACUACAUUGACAGGUUCGGAAAGAGAAGGAGACGACCUCGACGACACACUAAACCAUCACACAAACGAACCAGAUCGACGCCAGCCACCGUCUCACCAAAACAUACACUGACUGAUGAUGCCGAUGGUGAUGUGGAGUACUAUGAAGACACCGACAGUUCUCCAAAGACGAACAAACCGAUAGAACAUCGAAAAAGACAAAAAACAACUCAUGCAAAACCGCCUGUAGAUCCUUUCAAACCAGUUAUAAAGAAAACUGUGAUCUAUAAUCAAAAGAACCCGCCUAUGUCAAAUGAUGAUUACUAUGAUGAUGAAAUCUCAGAGACUACAUGGAUUGUAAAAAUAGGCGACAAAAAUGUGACUGACAAGGAUAUACUGAAUUAUAUCAAUAAACAGGCGAAAAAUAUUCUUACAACAAAUAAUAAUAAUACUAAUGAUUCAGAUAAACAUGAAAUAGAGACUGAAACAUCUUGGUUCACAGCACCGAAGACUGUUAAUAGACUAAAUGAUAAAAAAGUUGAUAAAUUUUUGGAUAAAGAGGCGAAUUUAAAUCAUAUUCUCAAGAUGCUUUUACCAAUAGAUGAGCCAAAUAAACAACCAAGAAAAAUGAUAUCAAGAAGAAUAUGGUACUCUGAUAAUUUGGAUAAAGAAUUAAAUGAGUUGGAUAUCACUGGGAUGUUAAAGAAUUCAACUGAGUUGAACAAUCUAUUUGAAAAACAUCUAAAGACCUCUUCAUCCCCAAAAAGUGGUAAGGAAUCCUCCGAAAGUUCAACUUAUUAUGAAGAUGAAACUGAAGAACCAUAAAAUCAUUUGAAAAAGAAAAACCACUAUAAUACUAUUAAUUU